AUGAACCUGCCGGCGUUUAUGCGAGAGCUGUUCUACAGUGAGCUGGACUAUCACUUUUACGUUUCACAAAAUCCUUUUUGGUUUGAUGUAUACCGCGAACUUUACAAGAGCUAUUUUCCGUUUGAACGGAAAAAAGAAGACUGCUCACCUUGUUCAUGCGUCUCGUUGAUCGACAACCAGACGGCGGCGCGCAACUAUAAAAGCUUAUGGUCAGAGAUGGUGGCAUGCGACAUUUUGUCAUCGGUGAAUUUCAAAGAUGAGAAAAGCGUGAAGAUGUUUUGUGAAAAGUUUAAAGAGCUGUACUUAGCGAACGAUGGCUCUAACAGCCAGUUGGAAAUUUUCACAAAAUUUACGGGACGAAGCUUUCCGAAAGUUGGACCUCUGAUCGAAUCUUGGAUGCUCGACCCUCAGUCGUCAAAUUAG
Molecule: messenger RNA, 423 nt
Organism: Soboliphyme baturini
Lineage: Eukaryota; Metazoa; Nematoda; Enoplea; Dioctophymatida; Soboliphymatidae
Source: the annotation of a GenBank genome assembly